Molecule: messenger RNA, 946 nt
Organism: Empidonax traillii (willow flycatcher)
Lineage: Eukaryota; Metazoa; Chordata; Aves; Passeriformes; Tyrannidae
Product: sortilin-like
Exons: 7
Coding region: 1-648 (215 amino acids)
Biological process (GO): endocytosis; Golgi to endosome transport; vesicle organization
Cellular component (GO): Golgi apparatus
Source: RefSeq, a predicted model, not a curated record
AUGGAUGGAGCAGGCGAGGACAAGGACUACACCAUCUGGCUGGCCCACUCCAGUGACCCCAGUGCCCCCAGUGACGGCUGUGUGCUGGGCUACAAGGAGCAGUUCCGGCGCCUGCGCAAGGCCUCGCUGUGCCGCAACGGCCGCGCCUUCACCGCCAGCCCCCAGCGCUCCGUCUGCCCCUGCACCCUGCAGGACUUCCUGUGCGAUUUCGGGUACUACCGCCCGGAGAACCAAUCCGUGUGCGUGGAGCAGCCGGAGCUGAAGGGACACGACCUGGAAUUCUGCCUGUACGGCCGCCGGGAGCUGCUCCGGACCAGCGGGUACCGGAAAAUCCCGGGGGAUCAAUGUUCCGGAGGGGAGAGCCCGAGCCGGGAGGAGAAGGACAUGAAGAAGAAAUGCACCAGCGACCUCCUCAACCCCGGCCCGCUGCAGGGAUCCUCAGGCAGCUCCGUGCCCGUGGCACUGGCCGUGGUGGCCGCGCUCGUGGUCACGGCGGUGGCCGGGGCUGUGCUGGUCAAGAGAUACGUCUGUGGGGGUCCUGGUCCAUCGCUACUCGGUGCUCCAACAACACGCCGAGGCCUCGGGCGCCGACGGCAUCGAGGGGCUGGAGCCCCCCCCUGCCCCCACCAAGGGGGGCUUCCACGAUGACUCCGACGAGGAUCUCCUGGAGUAGCCGAGAGUUCCCACGCUGGACCCCCCCCUCUGCUGAGAGGGACCCCCAGGCAGGGAGGGACCCCCCAAAACCAGGCAGGGAACCCCCCCAAAACCAGCAGGGGAGCCCCCCGAGCCGGCAGGACCCCCUGAAAAAAACAGGGACCCCCUGAACGAAUGGGGAACCCCCCAAAUAAAUGGGGGAUCCCCCAAGAAAUAGGGACCCCCUAAAUAAACGGGGACCCCCCAAAAACAAACAGGGACUCCCCCCCAAAUAAUUGGGGACCCCCCAAAA